UCAGCAACGGUAUUCUCAUCAUCAACAUAACUCCUUUCUCUCGCCGUCAUUCACUGAUUUGCUUUUGACCUGCCCCUCCCGGCAAUGGCAGGCCUUUUCCAUGGCCACCUUCUCGAGUUUCCCCGUAUCAGGGUGGAUUGCUUCACCCCACCGCCCCCUGCUCACCGGCCUCGGUGGACACUUCCAGACCCGUUCGACCCCAAGCUACCUUGCAUCCCGGCUCCCAAUGCGCAAUACUACCUCUUGACUCAUGUGCACUCGGAUCAUCUAGUCGGUCUCACCAACGAUUUUACUGGCAACAUCAUCUGUUCCCCUGACACCAAGCGCAUGCUCCUGCGCCUCGAGGCCGAGAAGGAUCGCGAACAUCUCCGCAACGGAGUGCGGGAAGUAAAACGACGCAAGUAUGAGGGUCUAGCUGCGCGAAGCCAAAUCAUCGAGACUUUGGAUUAUGGGCAGAGCAAAGUGGUGCAUAUCCCGGAACCCGUCACGAUCACUCUCUUGGAUGCCAACCACUGCCCUGGGUCCGCCAUGUUCCUUGUCCAGAAUAGCACUAAGGCUAUUUUGCAUACUGGAGAUGUACGCGCAGACCUCACCUUUCGACAGGCACUGCGCCGCUGCCCUCAACUUCAAGCAUUUUUCCCGUCGGCCCCCAAGCAUCCUGCAUCCGACGACUUCCCAGCAACCCGUCAACUCGACCGCAUCUACCUGGACACCAGUGCCUUCAUGGGUACUGGAGACAUGCCACAAAAGGAACCUGUCAUUGAUGCUCUAGUUACGCAGAUGAGCCUCUACCCGGAGGACACAGUGUUCUUUAUCAACGCCUGGUGCUUUGGGUGGGAAGAGGUUGUCAUGGAGGUCGCUCGACAUUUCAACCAGCCGGUGCACGCCGACCGUUAUAAGCGCAGCAUCUAUGGCGCCGUGCAAAGCAACCCCUUCCUGCUGAACUGCACCACUGACGACCCCAGAGCUACACGCUUCCAUGUUUGCGAUCGUUUUGGCCGCUGUGAAAUGGCUAGGAACAGGGAUGUUGUACAGGUCGUUCUGGUCGAAGCAAAAUCCACUGCAUGGGAGCUGCAAAACCAGCAGCGUCUCAAUGAGCUCAACAACGCAGCGCUGGGGGAAGGCAAAUGGCCUAUGCAGAUCGAGGUUCCCAUCGCGCGUCACUCGCCAUUGCCAGAGCUACAGGAGCUUGUCAAGAUGUUCAAACCGGCAGCAGUCUCGCCUAACACCCUUGUUCCUCAACACAACGGUCUCGACUACUUGCUUUUCGCCGAUCUUCUCAGGGUGGCCGUCAGCAAUGAGACGUACGACAAGAUGCUAGCAGAGCGUGACCUCUACUUUGCGACGUCGACCCGCUUCGGACGGGCCUGGCUUGCACGGACGCAGGGCUUCCAAGCAGAGCUCUUGGCACUUGUGCUGGCCGACUCGCAGAAUACAAUGGCUUCGUGGUCAAACCUCGACGAUGGUCUUGCAAUGCCACAGCGCGACAAUCGCGGCGCGUGGGUCCUUGAUCAGGCCAUGCGGAUUGCUGGAUCCAGCGUCCAGACGCCCUCUCCCUCAAACAUGAGGUCUCAAGGCACCCCUGCUAACGCUGCCCGUGGCUUUCACCACGUCCAGAAACCUGUCCGCACUAGUCCGAGUUCCAGCCCGACGCUCCCUACAGGGUCGCCCCGUGUCAAGAAGGAGGCAACUGCACUUCCGCCUCCUGGAACUUCCGCUAACGGCGACGCCGCUCCGAGCACACCGUCGCCAUCUCGCAACGCGAGGCCGGCCACCUCCUCCGCACGGGUAUCGCUCUGCAGCUCAAACGGGGUUAUUAGGCCUGAGGCAUCACUCGGGGCUGCUUCCUCCCGUAUGUCUGCCGGAGAGACGAGGGUGUGCGAAGCAGCAUCCGCCGCAGAGAAGGUGGGCGCUUCCACCCCGCCGGCUGGUCGUCAUUUCAAGACGGAAUCGUCGCGGACUUCCAAGUCCCAGCCAUCGCGAAGCACAGCUCGCCCCGCCUCGCGCGGGCUCAAGCGCGAGCGGCGCGAGUCAAGCUACCGCGUAAACAUCGCUCAUCUCGGCGACUUGGCCAGUGCUCGCAGAUGUGGCACAUGAUUGCUCCAGUAUAUGCGGUUCGUUAUCCUCCCCGUUUCCAUGUUCACUUGUAUCACAUUUGCUUCAAGCUUCUGCGCGUGUGUCCCAGCACUGCAGCCCCUGUAGCCAGUCAACAGAACUCGUCCCCAUCCCCUGUAUCCUCCCUCGCAUGUACAUUUCACUCAGAGCGAUUCGAGGAGGCUCCCUCAUCUUUAUGUGGCAUUCCCGCUGCUGGAACGCAGUGUUGUAAGCGAAGCAUGUAACCAGUGUGCACUAUCCCG
Cutaneotrichosporon oleaginosum is the source of this 2357-nucleotide messenger RNA. The record is from RefSeq and is a predicted model, not a curated record. NCBI's taxonomy places the organism in Eukaryota, Fungi, Basidiomycota, Tremellomycetes, Trichosporonales, Trichosporonaceae.